Haliotis rufescens (red abalone) is the source of this 1532-nucleotide messenger RNA. Its product is annotated as beta-1,4-galactosyltransferase 4-like. The record is from RefSeq and is a predicted model, not a curated record. The coding region runs from base 286 to 1308 and encodes 340 amino acids. Gene Ontology annotation, biological process: carbohydrate metabolic process. Lineage: Eukaryota; Metazoa; Mollusca; Gastropoda; Lepetellida; Haliotidae. Gene Ontology annotation, molecular function: glycosyltransferase activity. The transcript has 7 exons.
UAUUCAGUUAUAACUAUACCAGGAAGGGGAAUAUACCAGGAAGCUGUGAUAUUCCCGGACAGAAUAAACUGUGAUCCAUCGUUAUGAACGUUUUGAAUAUCAGGCCUAUGUCAAUGUUUCUCAUGUAAGUCAUAUGACCGUAUCUUCUCUAACAAGCAGCCCCAACCGUAUUGCGCAUCCGUGUGACGAUGGCCACGGACUACCGCAUGAACAGUUGUUGAAUGAGGCCAACUUGAAUGUGUCCAGCGUUGUCGGCUAGACGCGGUCCUGCUAUCUCGCAAGAGCAUGACUGCGUUCUCGGGUUUCGUUAAAAGAUCAUUUCUCGGGACGUUGAUAAUAGGCCUUGUUUUCACUGGAGGUAUACUAUUCACAGGAAAGCUGGACCAGUUGCUGUCUUUACGAAACAUUACUGCACAGACAGUUAAUACGACACAGUACUAUUUGACAACAACACAGACCCCAGUGAAUAAGAAGUCACUUCCGGAAUGUCAAGAGACGCCCCCAGGUAUAAAUGAACCUGUGAAGCUGAAUCUCACCAACAUCACGCUAGAUGAGUUGCAGAGAAAAUACCCCUCCCAUUCCGGGGAAAGAUACAGGCCCGAGGGGUGUCGGUCCAGGGUGAGGUUGGCUGUCGUUAUACCAUACAGAGACCGGGAGCAACAUCUGGUGAUCCUCCUCAACAACAUCAUCCCCUUCCUCAACAAACAACAGGCAGACUUUACGAUCUACGUUGCAGAACAGAUGCAUGGAGGAAUAUUCAAUCGUGGUCUAAUGAUCAACGCAGGAGUGGCUGCAGCGCUGAAGGCGGAUAACUUCACCUGCAUUGUUAUCCACGAUGUAGACCUUAUUCCAGAGACUAGCGACAACUACUACCGCUGCCAGGAAAACCCACUCCAUCUGUCCACUGCCAGUGCUAAAUACGGAUAUAAGCUUCCAUACGCUUCGUAUGCCGGGGGUAAUAUUGCUAUCUCCCCAAGCCAGUUCAAGAGGAUCAAUGGCUUUUCUAACUGGUACUUUGGAUGGGGUGGAGAGGAUGACGAUUUUGAAAUUAGAGUCAAAACAGUUGGCAUGAGACUCAAAAGAAAUCCAAAAAGACAAGGGCGAUAUUACGCAAUAAAACAUGAAAGGGAUAAAUUGAAUCCUGAAAACCCAAAAAAAUCUUUGUUAUUCAAGUCAAUUCGUAGUCGCAUGAAAACCGAAGGGCUUUCGUCUCUACACUGUAACACUACAGUAUCUCAUCAUGGGAUUGUCACGUGGCUAAACAUAGCAAUUGACAAGCAAUAUUACGAUUCAACUAUCAAAUAUUAAUACAUGUACUGAUAUUCAUGAAUAUUUUCAGGUCUGUUUUAUACAGAUCUUCGAUAAGACGCAUGAGAACGGAUGGUAUCUCUUCCCUACACUGUAAUACUACGGUCUCUCAGCGAGGAGCGAUCGCGUGGCUAAGAGUGUUAAUCGACAAGAAAUACUAUGACAAAACUGUAAAAUAUUGACCAAGAAUCAUGCCUGUUGAAUAAACUUAUUUGUUAGAAAAA